Gossypium arboreum is the source of this 615-nucleotide messenger RNA. RefSeq lists its product as uncharacterized. The record is from RefSeq and is a predicted model, not a curated record. The transcript has a single exon. Lineage: Eukaryota; Viridiplantae; Streptophyta; Magnoliopsida; Malvales; Malvaceae. The coding region runs from base 43 to 543 and encodes 166 amino acids.
AGGGCGUUUGCACUCAAAGAAUUUAUUCCAAAACCAUAUCUUAUGGACUAUAUAUAUAUAUCAAUUAUGAAAGCCAGCAAGCAAGCUUAUAAUAACCUAUAUGAAAGCGUUGGAAUCCUAGCACUAAGAAAACACAGAGGAAUGGAGUGGUUGUAUCCUAGGCGAAGGGGUCCUCAGUGGAAACAAGGGUGGUCAGGCCAGACACUACCCUCCAUGUCUGCACCGCCUCUCCCAUUGGUCACCAUUUUUGGGAUCGUCCUUGUCUUGCUUUGGUUCUCUCAGUAUGCUGAUUACAGGGCCCACUUACAUAACUCCGCAAUAAACUUCCAGCUAUUCCUUAUUCUUUUGCCGGUUCUGCUAGUCUUCUUCAUGGUCUCAUUUUCAUCUAGUGGAAGGUUUGCGUUUUGCCAGCGUCGUCUUGAGCGUCACACUGUUCACCCAUCCAGGGGUUCACCUUGGGGCAUCGCUGUCUUGGUUGGUCUUCUUUUUGUGUUGCUUUUUUAUCAGUCUUCGUUUCACUCCAAAUGGUUUGGACCUCUGUAACUCAAAUACUAGCUUUUCCCCCCUUAUUUCAAUAUUAAAAAAAUAAAAAAAAGCAGCAGCAAGUUCAUAAUA